GCCGCCACGCAAGACCAACCGCUUUCACAGAGUUCUCAGGGAACACGGGUGACCAUGACGUGCUGCGAGGGAUGGACGUCCUGCAAUGGCUUCUCUCUGUUGGCUCUCCUUCUGGUAGGAGUGGUUCUCAAUGCAGUCCCCCUGGGCAUCAACUUAGUUGAACAAGAUCGAAUUUUCCAGAACCCCAUCUCUUGCUAUGAGUGGUGGUUCCCAGGAAUCAUCGGAGCAGGUUUGAUGGUCAUUCCAGCAACUACCAUGUCCUUGGCUGCAAGGAAGCGAGGCUGCUGCAACAACAAAACCGGGAUGUUUCUUUCAUCACUUUUGAACGUAAUCACAAUCAUUGGUGCAGUGUACUGCGUGCUGGUUUCUGUCCAGGCUCUCUCAGAAGGCCCUCUUAUAUGUAACUCUCAAGUCAAUGGAACUGUCAAGUGUGAAUUUUCGCUGAAAAACUUAUCUAACAUUCAUUCCAAAUCCUUCAAUCUGCAAUGGUUCUUGAACGAUUCCUGUGUGUCUCCUACUGGUCACAAAAACUCCAACCCCAGUGACAACAUGGGAGCCAGCUGGAAAAUCCCUAGCUCUGGUUCUGAAGAAGACAGAUACAGAAUCGUGCACUUCGCAGUGUUCCUGGGGCUGCUGCUGGUUGGAGCCCUCGAGAUUCUGUGUGGCCUCAGUCAGAUAGUCAUCGGUCUCUUCGGCUGUAUGUGCGGCGUCUCCAAGCAGAGAGGCCGGAUUGUGUAGGCCAGCAGCAGGGAGACAGAAGUCUGCACUUUUGCGUAAGCUGAAAAUUACACUGCUUUUAGGAGAAUGGUACUUAUGGGAGUUCAACAAUGGAACAUUAUCUACAAAGCUGUAUGAGUCAUUUUAGUACAAAAAGUUGUUUUUUAAGUCAUCUUUGGGGUGAUUAAAAAAAAAAACAUCUUCACACAGA
Cavia porcellus (domestic guinea pig) is the source of this 928-nucleotide messenger RNA. RefSeq names its product transmembrane 4 L six family member 20 (gene Tm4sf20). Lineage: Eukaryota; Metazoa; Chordata; Mammalia; Rodentia; Caviidae. The record is from RefSeq and is a predicted model, not a curated record. The transcript has 4 exons. The coding region runs from base 55 to 738 and encodes 227 amino acids. Gene Ontology annotation, cellular component: membrane.